GCAUGCGCUGUAUGUCUGUACAUGCGUAGUGCUCCAGGGCGGCGGAACAGGGUGACCCUGAGUAUUGAAACCCUGUAGCGAUGCUGAGCAGGUUUCUAGGCCCGCGCUACCGGGAACUGGCCAAAAACUGGAUCCCCACGGCCAGCAUGUGGGGCACUGUAGGUGCCGUGGGACUGGUGUGGGCCACCGACUGGCGGCUGAUCCUGGACUGGGUGCCUUACAUCAAUGGCAAGUUUAAGAAGGACGAUUAGGCAGCCCCUCCCCAACACAGGCCUCAAUGGUAUCACAUGCUGAGGCCUCACAAACAGCUCAGUCCUGUGGAGGAUGCUGAUGGCCGGACACUGAGGAAGUCUGCAUGGCUGGGGAGCUUCUGCAUCGAUGGACACUGGGGCUCCCUUGAUGGGUGCAGCAUUAAACCUUGUUACACCUCGGU
Grammomys surdaster is the source of this 433-nucleotide messenger RNA. RefSeq names its product cytochrome b-c1 complex subunit 10. Bases 81 to 251 code for a protein of 56 amino acids. The transcript is spliced from 3 exons. Gene Ontology annotation, cellular component: mitochondrial inner membrane. Gene Ontology annotation, biological process: mitochondrial electron transport, ubiquinol to cytochrome c. NCBI's taxonomy places the organism in Eukaryota, Metazoa, Chordata, Mammalia, Rodentia, Muridae. The record is from RefSeq and is a predicted model, not a curated record.